Messenger RNA from Nannospalax galili (Upper Galilee mountains blind mole rat), 7004 nucleotides. It is a transcript of the gene Plcb1, whose product is annotated as phospholipase C beta 1. Gene Ontology annotation, biological process: phosphatidylinositol-mediated signaling; lipid catabolic process; memory. The record is from RefSeq and is a predicted model, not a curated record. The transcript is spliced from 32 exons. Gene Ontology annotation, molecular function: calcium ion binding; calmodulin binding; phosphatidylinositol-4,5-bisphosphate phospholipase C activity. Gene Ontology annotation, cellular component: cytoplasm; nuclear speck. NCBI's taxonomy places the organism in Eukaryota, Metazoa, Chordata, Mammalia, Rodentia, Spalacidae. The coding region runs from base 353 to 4003 and encodes 1216 amino acids.
GCGCUCUCCCUCUGUGCACCGAGGAUGUGCUGAAUGGUGCGCUUCCAGGCGGCGGCCGAUCAGGAUCCGGAGGCUGCGGGCGGCUGGCGCAGCCCGGCCGGGCUCCUCUGCGUCUUCCGAGGCUCGCCAUCCACCGCGGGCUCCCGACCCCGCGUCCCGCCCGCGGCAUGGCCGGCUGCGCCCUCGCGUGUCCCGCCUGCUGAGCCGCGCGGGCCAGAGGUGCUGAGGCCGGGAGGCCGGGAGGCCGGCGGGCGGCGGAGCCCACGCCUGCCGAGCCCCGAGCCGAGCCCCUUCGCUCCGCGCCCGUCCCCGCUGUGCUCGCCCGGGCCGCCCGGAGCCCUCAUGAGCCCAGAUGGCCGGGGCUCAGCCCGGAGUGCACGCCUUGCAACUCAAGCCCGUGUGCGUGUCCGACAGCCUCAAGAAGGGCACCAAAUUCGUCAAGUGGGAUGAUGACUCCACUAUUGUCACCCCAAUUAUUUUGAGGACUGAUCCUCAGGGAUUUUUCUUCUACUGGACAGAUCAAAAUAAGGAGACGGAGCUGUUGGAUCUCAGUCUUGUCAAGGAUGCCAGGUGUGGGAAGCAUGCCAAGGCCCCCAAGGACCCCAAAUUACGUGAACUUCUGGAUGUGGGGAACAUCGGGCACCUGGAACAUCGCAUGAUAACAGUGGUAUAUGGGCCUGACCUGGUGAACAUUUCUCAUUUGAAUCUUGUGGCUUUCCAAGAGGAAGUGGCCAAGGAAUGGACAAAUGAGGUUUUCAGCUUGGCAACAAACCUGCUGGCCCAAAACAUGUCCAGGGACGCGUUUCUGGAAAAAGCAUACACUAAACUUAAGCUGCAGGUCACUCCAGAAGGGCGCAUUCCUCUCAAAAACAUCUAUCGCUUGUUUUCAGCAGACCGGAAGAGAGUUGAAACCGCAUUAGAGGCUUGUAGUCUUCCAUCUUCAAGGAAUGAUACCAUACCUCAAGAGGAUUUCACUCCAGAUGUGUACAGAGUUUUCCUGAACAAUCUUUGUCCCCGACCUGAAAUCGAUAACAUCUUUUCUGAAUUUGGUGCCAAAAGCAAACCAUACCUUACUGUUGAUCAGAUGAUGGAUUUUAUCAACCUUAAGCAACGAGAUCCCCGGCUAAAUGAAAUACUUUAUCCACCUUUGAAACAAGAGCAAGUCCAAGUGUUGAUUGAGAAGUAUGAACCUAAUGACAGCCUUGCCAGAAAAGGGCAGAUAUCAGUGGAUGGGUUCAUGCGCUACCUGAACGGAGAAGAAAAUGGCGUCGUUUCACCUGAGAAACUGGAUUUGAAUGAAGACAUGUCUCAGCCGCUGUCUCACUAUUUCAUCAAUUCCUCACACAACACCUACCUCACAGCUGGCCAGUUGGCUGGGAACUCCUCUGUAGAGAUGUAUCGCCAAGUGCUUCUGUCGGGAUGUCGCUGUGUGGAACUGGACUGCUGGAAGGGGCGGACUGCAGAGGAAGAACCUGUCAUCACCCAUGGAUUCACCAUGACAACUGAAAUAUCCUUCAAGGAAGUGAUAGAAGCAAUUGCCGAGUGUGCAUUCAAGACGUCACCUUUCCCAAUUCUCCUCUCCUUUGAAAACCAUGUGGAUUCCCCAAAGCAACAAGCCAAGAUGGCAGAGUAUUGCCGACUCAUCUUCGGCGAUGCCCUUCUCAUGGACCCACUGGAAAAAUACCCACUGGAAUCCGGAGUGCCUCUUCCAAGCCCUAUGGAUUUAAUGUAUAAGAUUUUGGUGAAAAAUAAGAAGAAAUCACACAAGUCGUCAGAAGGAAGUGGUAAAAAGAAGCUUUCGGAGCAAGCCUCCAAUACACACAGCGACUCCUCCAGCGUGUUCGAGCCAUCAUCUCCAGGAGCCGGGGAAGCAGAUACAGAGAGUGAUGAUGACGACGACGAUGAUGACUGUAAAAAAUCUUCAAUGGAUGAGGGUACGGCUGGGAGCGAGGCCAUGGCCACGGAAGAGAUGUCCAAUCUGGUGAACUACAUUCAACCUGUCAAGUUUGAGUCCUUUGAAAUUUCAAAAAAAAGAAACAAAAGCUUUGAAAUGUCUUCCUUCGUGGAAACCAAAGGGCUUGAACAACUUACGAAGUCUCCAGUGGAAUUUGUAGAAUAUAAUAAAAUGCAACUCAGUAGGAUAUAUCCUAAAGGAACGCGUGUGGAUUCAUCCAACUACAUGCCUCAGCUCUUCUGGAAUGCUGGCUGUCAGAUGGUGGCACUCAAUUUCCAGACAGUGGACCUGGCCAUGCAAAUAAACAUGGGGAUGUACGAGUACAACGGGAAGAGCGGCUACAGACUAAAGCCAGAGUUCAUGAGGAGGCCGGACAAGCAUUUUGAUCCAUUUACAGAAGGCAUCGUAGAUGGGAUAGUGGCCAACACUUUGUCCGUUAAGAUCAUUUCAGGGCAGUUUCUUUCUGAUAAGAAAGUUGGGACUUAUGUGGAGGUGGAUAUGUUUGGUUUGCCCGUGGACACAAGGAGGAAAGCAUUUAAGACCAAGACGUCCCAAGGGAAUGCUGUAAAUCCUGUCUGGGAAGAAGAACCGAUUGUGUUCAAGAAGGUAGUGCUGCCUUCUCUGGCCUGUUUGAGGAUAGCAGCAUACGAAGAGGGAGGCAAAUUUAUUGGCCACCGGAUCUUGCCAGUACAAGCCAUUCGGCCAGGCUAUCACUACAUCUGUCUGCGGAAUGAGAGGAACCAGCCUCUGAUGCUGCCAGCUGUCUUUGUCUACAUAGAGGUGAAAGACUAUGUACCAGACACGUAUGCAGAUGUGAUAGAAGCUCUGUCAAACCCGAUCCGUUAUGUGAAUCUGAUGGAGCAGAGAGCUAAGCAACUGGCCGCCCUGACACUGGAAGAUGAAGAGGAAGUAAAGAAAGAGGCUGAUCCUGGGGAAACACCAUCAGAGACUCCAAGUGAAGCCAGGACUACUCCAGCAGAAAAUGGAGUGAAUCACACCACAUCCUUGACACCCAAGCCACCUUCCCAGGCUCAGCACAGUCAACCAGCUCCAGGUUCUGUGAAGGCACCUGCCAAAACAGAAGACCUUAUCCAGAGUGUCUUGACAGAAGUGGAAGCGCAGACUAUUGAAGAGCUCAAGCAACAGAAAUCGUUUGUGAAACUUCAAAAGAAGCAUUACAAAGAAAUGAAAGACCUGGUUAAGAGACACCACAAGAAAACCACCGACCUGAUCAAGGAGCACACUGCGAAGUACAACGAGAUUCAGAAUGACUACUUGAGAAGAAGGGCAGCCUUGGAAAAGUCUGCCAAAAAGGACAGCAAGAAAAAAUCUGAACCCAGCAGCCCUGACCAUGGUUCCUCCGCCAUUGAGCAAGACCUUGCAGUGCUGGAUGCAGAAAUGACCCAGAAGUUAAUCGACUUAAAGGACAAACAGCAGCAACAGUUGCUUAAUCUUCGUCAAGAACAGUAUUACAGUGAGAAGUACCAGAAGCGUGAGCAUAUUAAACUGCUUAUUCAGAAGUUGACAGAUGUGGCCGAAGAGUGUCAGAACAAUCAAUUAAAGAAGCUCAAGGAAACCUGUGAGAAAGAGAAGAAAGAACUAAAGAAGAAAAUGGAUAAAAAGAGGCAGGAGAAGAUAACAGAAGCUAAGUCCAAGGACAAAAGCCAGAUGGAAGAGGAGAAGACAGAGAUGAUCCGGUCAUACAUCCAGGAGGUGGUGCAGUACAUCAAGAGGUUAGAAGAGGCACAAAGUAAAAGGCAAGAAAAACUUUUGGAGAAACACAAGGAGAUCCGCCAGCAGAUCCUGGAUGAGAAGCCCAAGCUGCAGAUGGAGCUCGAGCAGGAAUAUCAAGACAAGUUCAAAAGACUGCCCCUGGAGAUUCUGGAGUUUGUGCAGGAAGCCAUGAAAGGGAGGAUCAGUGACAACAGCAAUCACAGCUCUGCCCCUCCCUCCCUAGCCUCGGACCCAGGAAAGGUGAACCACAAGCCUCCCUGCAGUGAGGAGGUAGAAGGAGAGAACCCAGGAAGAGAGUUUGACACACCUCUGUGAUCCUUCCGGCCAGACCUUCCAGAUUUGCAUGGCCACUCAACCUCCAUCAGACUCUAUCUUACUACACAGAUCACUGCCCCAGGGCCAUCUUCCUGAGAAGCAUCCCUAACCUAAAAUCCACAUCAAAGGGAGAAGUUCUGGAAGGAUCCACGUGGAGGUGCCAUGCUGCACUUCCAUGUGCCAUGUGGAAGCUACUAGAGGUUUACAGGGAAGAGCACGUGUAUGUGAGAUUUUUCUUUUCUUCCCAAUAGUAAUUUCAAAACAGGCAACUCCCAGGCUCCGUGGAACAUGUUAUGAAGGACAGCGUCUUCUUUGAAGAAAAUUUGAGCUGGUGUUUUCAUUUGAAGCUCUGGUGUAAGGUAUUUCAAAGUAAGAGGAAUAGUUUGAGAAAUGCAUCGUACUAUUUAGCACUAUGGAAUAUCCCACUUUGAUCACUGUUUUCCUAACUGCCCCUCAACUCCAUUCAAGUUAACAUGCAUAUUAAAUUGUUUUAUCCUUUGCUUUGCAAGCACUGGUGGCUUGCAGUUUUGCUAAUUUAUUUAUCAUAAAGGUAUCAGUGUAUUUGCUGCUGACGUGGCUUUAUUAAAUUACCAUAGUGACUCAAAUAAGCAGGUUUCUUUUAUGAAAAACAAUCACUUGAUUGUAUUAUUGCCCAGUGAAGCCAUCCCAAAGUUAGCAAUACGGAUUGUGCAUUUGGCUGGAUGAGCAGACUGGCUGUAUGCUUUCAGGCAUUUGUUGGUUGUUGACCUGAAAUGAUCAGCUACACAAGGAUCUGUUCUGUUGAGUAAGCGAUAAGCUCAUAUAUAUAUAUUAAUCAGUAUUUUAGUCAGAGUGAACAGGUUCCAGAGGGUUACUUUGUUGUCUGAUAUUUUUUGGGAUUCAUUGUGUUUACUGUAGAAAGGAAGACAGAAUAUUUAUCUAAAUGCACAUGUAUAAAUGAUAAAUAUUAUCUCCAUGUAUAUAUUACACGUAUGUACCCAGUCAUAUAAGCGCACACACAUACAUAUGUGUGAGUGUAGAUAUGUGUUUAUAAAUUGGCAAUGACCUAAAUCUCUUCCAUAAGGUUUAAAACCCAAUUCAGAGAUAAAUGGACAGAGAAGAAAAGGGUCAAACAUAUACAUAACAUGGAUAUUAAAAUAUCUGGAAAUACCAAGAAAUAGUUGAUGGAUUCACUGAUGUAACUUGAGGUAAACUUAGAAUUUAAAAUAUGAAUUUGCCAAAAAUUUUUGCAAAAUCAAAGAUUGGAUUUAAGUAUCAAAUUUUAAGCUUGUUUUAAUGGUCAGAUAUAUAAAAUGCAUAGGAAAAUAGAGUGCAAAUGUAUUAGUACUAUCUUCCAUAAUUUUUAACUGAUUACUUUCAAUUUUAUUCUAAUAGUGAUAAAACUUUGAUUAUAUUUUAGUUUAUAUAUUUACUUCACUUAACCAUGUCUUUUUAAGUUCUUAUUUUAUUUUAAGGGGAAUAAGAGAGGAAAAUUUUAUCAUGUUAAAGCUAAUCAAAAUCAGUAUUAAAAGGUCUUAGGAAAGAAUAAUUAUAUAAAAAAUAUGAUUUAGAAAGCGAGUCAAAGAACAUUAAAACCCAGAAAUGAUAUGUUCAUGGCUUUAUUUUACUUUAAAGUGAACCUGUCUUAUUCUAGUUUAGCAGAACAUUUAACAAUGCAAAAACCUGUUGUGUCCUGAAAAUUGUUUCAAGAAUUUAAUAUUUUUAUGGAAAUGAUUUUAUUUAACUUUAAGCAAUAACUAGGGAUCACAAUUAAGUUUUAAUCAAAAUGAAGGCUUACUUCAAACACUAUGAAAGUGUUUGAUUUAAAAAAACACACAUCUAGUGAGGCACAGGGGGAAACCACCUCUUCGUUAGUGAUGAUUAUAUUUUGAUCUGAAGGAUCUAGAGUGUUAAUUAGACACUUAAUAAAACUUAACUUCCACUGAAAUCUUUUGUAAACCAUUCUGCUUUUACACUCUGAAGGGAAGGCAUUACUCAGAAGCAAGAAUGGUCAAAGGCGAAUUCUGAAUUUUUAUAAGCAAAAUUAUAGACUGUCUAAAAUCGGGGAGGAAGGAACUGAUAACAGCAUUCAUAACCAAACACAACGCUAGUUACUACAGAAUAUUGCAUCACAUUUUAGUUCAGGUAUUGACUAAGGUUGAAUAACUUUGACUUUCAAAAAACUUUUUGGUAGUUGGAUUUCGUUAUCUUAGUGAUUCUAGUCAUUUUACAAUAUGUUUGUAUUUGGCCAUUUACUGUAAUCACAUUUUUAUAUCUGUACAAUGACACUUUUUGCAGUUGUGGGGUAGCGUGUGACACUGUGCAUCUUGCAUCAUUAAAGCUACUACAGUGAUACUAUCAUUUAAUAAUGUUAAUCUUACUUGAAAUAGACAAAGAUAACGAGAAGGGUCUAUAUGAUGUGCAGUUUUGUGCCUUUAUGUAUUUGCCUUGUUCUUUGUUGAAUGUGUUAACUUCUGUACUGUGGUUUUUCCUCUAAUAGAGAAUAGAGUCGUGUAUUAAAUUAGACUGUGUCCCUGGCACCUUUACACUACUGAGAAUAGUAUGGUUUCGGCCAUGUAAAUCAGUGUUCAAAGUUCUAAUGACAUGCCAUGUGUUUUGGUUUUUUAACAUUUCAUUUCAGCACUUCAGUACUACCGUCCGUCAUUUAAUACUCCUGUACUAGCUAAGCAGUCAUUAAAUAAGUUCCGGAAGAAAGGGCCAUUGCUUGCAUUCCUUUGAAUUUAAUGUUGCGCUUGUGCACUGUAUUAAUAUUGUUUGUGAUGGAUUGGACAUUGUGACUUUUGCCUUUUAAGAAGAAGAAAAAAAAGAGGUAGGACAAAGCAUUUGAAGCUUUUAAAAAUGUACAUAUUUUGGUUCUUCUAUCUCAAAUUAUUUAAAAUGCAUAAUUCACAUUUUUGUAAUAAUUCUAUGCAAUUUUGUGGCAUGAUGUUUCUUCCACUUGUAAUUUUAUGUGCUUUCAUCACAAAUCCAAAGGAAACAAUAAAAAUUUCUUGACACAAUC